AUGUUGUACAGAUCCCGAGGAAGGGCAUUUCUGGCAGGGUAUGCAGGUGCGACACUUCUUACCAGUUGGUGUGGGUUGCUUUUUUCCGGGCCCAGCUACGCCUUCUCCAGAGCGAAUGCGAAGACCGCGGUCUUCGCUGAGGGUCUCGGAGCGGAUCUGGGAGAAAAGGCUGAAGGUCUGGCAGCAAAUUUGCAAAGUGAAGAUCAACGAAGGGAAUGGCUUCAGCUCUUGGAGACUGGGAAAGAAGACUGGGAAGAUGUGAAACUAGUCCUGGGUUUGCUCUGGCAAAAGGCCGGGAAGGAGGGACGAGAUGGAGGACCCUUGGGAUAUCCAAUGGCCUUGGCUCGGCUCAUUGAGGGAGUUUAUGAAGGCUCUGACGGUGAUGAAAUCUUGGUGGCAGACAUCGAUGCACGGCUCACGCAAGUUCCGGAUGGCGACCCUGCUGGUGACCCGGAUCUGUGGAAGCGGUCUGUGGCACUCAGCUGCUUCAAGGAGCUGAGUUUUGUGAAGAGAGGCCUUUAG
Messenger RNA from Cladocopium goreaui, 522 nucleotides. The record is from the annotation of a GenBank genome assembly. Lineage: Eukaryota; Dinophyceae; Suessiales; Symbiodiniaceae.